Messenger RNA from Notolabrus celidotus (New Zealand spotty), 2474 nucleotides. RefSeq names its product ras-related protein rab7. Gene Ontology annotation, cellular component: lysosome; late endosome; phagocytic vesicle. NCBI's taxonomy places the organism in Eukaryota, Metazoa, Chordata, Actinopteri, Labriformes, Labridae. The record is from RefSeq and is a predicted model, not a curated record. Bases 361 to 984 code for a protein of 207 amino acids. Gene Ontology annotation, molecular function: GTPase activity; GTP binding. Gene Ontology annotation, biological process: endosome to lysosome transport; phagosome-lysosome fusion. The transcript has 6 exons.
CCGUCCCCUCUCUCGCUUGUUUUGGAGGAAGCGGACACGGCUCGGCUAGCAGCUAGCACGUUAGCUUGACAGGAAAAGCGAGCGUCAACGGGAACGGGACGAAACUGACCAUUGUACUAAAUCGUUUAUUUAUCAGGACAGGAGGAAUAUAUUUGCAGUGGCAGUGUUUAUUUUGAUAAGCAGAGUUAGCUGCGGAGCUACCUGUGAGCUGUCGACGCGCUGAACGUGUUGUUUUCUUGCGACAUUUACAGGUUAGCCUGUUAGCUAGUCUGCGCGUUAGCUAACGCUUCCAAACCGAGGCAGAGGAAAAGUCAACUUUUGAUAUUUCUCCCCUCAGGAUCAUCGCCCAGCUGUGGCACAAUGACGUCAAGGAAGAAAGUACUACUCAAAGUCAUCAUUCUGGGAGACUCUGGAGUUGGAAAGACCUCAUUGAUGAACCAGUAUGUGAAUAAGAAGUUCAGUAACCAGUACAAAGCCACAAUAGGUGCUGAUUUUCUGACAAAAGAAGUCAUGGUGGAUGACAGACUUGUCACAAUGCAGAUUUGGGACACAGCAGGUCAGGAGAGAUUCCAGUCCUUAGGCGUUGCGUUCUACCGUGGAGCAGACUGCUGCGUCUUGGUGUUUGAUGUGACAGCACCCAACACUUUCAAGACUCUAGACAGCUGGAGGGACGAGUUCUUGAUCCAGGCCAGCCCACGAGACCCAGAGAACUUCCCUUUUGUGGUGCUGGGCAACAAGAUUGACUUGGAGAACAGGCAGGUAACAACCAAGCGAGCACAGGCUUGGUGUCAGAGCAAGAACAACAUCCCAUAUUUUGAAACCAGCGCCAAGGAGGCUAUCAAUGUGGAGCAGGCCUUCCAGACUAUUGCACGCAAUGCCCUCAAACAGGAGACUGAGGUGGAGUUGUACAACGAGUUCCCUGAGCCGAUUAAGUUGGACAGGAACGAGCGAGCCAAGCCGUCAGCGGAGACCUGCAGCUGCUGAGGACUAUGAAGAUCUUCUGGGGUCAUCACUGCCCUCACUACCCUGUCUUGCCUUGUCUAUAAAUCCCCUUUUCCCAUGGCCCACUGUGUUUAAUCCCCAAUGCCCAACAUACAAGCAGCCUCCCACUCAUGAGAGUAUACUACUACACACACAAACAUGCUGCACUCACCUCCCUAUGUAUACAAAACACACAUUUUCUAUAAAAGAUGAGUCUCUUAGCCCAAAGAACACCUUCAAGGAAACAUUAAGGAAAUACUUGUACGAUGCUCACUACUUCCCAGUGUUUCUCCAUGUAAGCUUUCAUGGUGGUGGUGGUUUGGGCUAAUCUCAUUUUCAGUUCCAUGUGUAUCGCUGCUCCCAUAUCCAGUUUUGGUUCUAACUGCUUUUACUUGGAUACUUUAAGUGGUAAAUUGAAACAUUAUCUCUAUACAUGUAUGUGUUGAGUACAAUUUUAAAUAUUUUUUCUUUUUUUGUUUGAAUCAAAGUUUCUUAAGCAAUGGUGGUGGUUUUCUUACUUUCACAGCCCACCACUGCUGCAUGAAUAGAGGAAUUACUGCUCCGCCCAUUUUACUCAUUUGUGUUGUGGCUUAAAUUUGGUUUGGUUUCACUCUUACUUGUACAACCUAAAAAAAACUCUGAUGCCUGAGAAGGGAGUCAGAGCUGAAGUAGUGAAGGAUCAAAAUAAGUGAAGGUGCAUGCGUGGAUCGCAUUAAUUCGCUGCCUGCUGAUUCAUGUUGAUUGGCACCGAAUAGAAAAUCAAGAUCCAUGACAAGUCCAUCAGACCAAUGUGUAAUGAUCUCUUUUUUUUGAGCACCUGGCUGUAAAUGACAAUAACUAUAGACAUCUCAUUUUAGAGCCACAAUAAAUGCAGCUGUAGCUCAGGUUGGGGGCAUCGCUAGGAUCCAGACUCAGCUCCCUCAUGCUAGUGCUGUUCCUCUUUUUGGGAUACCAAGGUUUGUCUUGUAAUCAGUUUUUCUUGGUACCACAUAUGAAAUGGGAAGGAACCAAAUCAAGACAGCAUGUCAUUCUACCUGAUAGUCCUGGAGGGAGACAUUUUUCUCAAGUAUAAAUAUCAUUCAUAACUGCGUACUAUUAGCUAGUACAUUUCUUUUUACCGUCAACUAUUGCAAGACUUUGUAUAUUUGCAAACCCCUCAAUCAUUGUGUGGGAAAGCAAAAUGUUCUGUUGUAAAUCUCCAUAUCUGACUAUGCCAGUUGUUCGUGUUGGCAAACAAUUUAAGUGCUUGACAUUUCUUUUAACUGAUCAGAUCUUUAACUGUCUGUUCAUAUUAUGUUAAAACUUUGAAAUGCAUUAUAGAUUACAAGAUAGCAAACAUACUGUAACUUUGAAAAAAAGAAAAAAAUGUGUGGGGGGGAAGUAUUUGCAUUCAUCAUUAUUAUAAUAUUAAUAUGAUAAAUGCAUAGCAUCUACAUUGUUUCGAAAUGUCUUUGCGUUUCAAGUAAUGAGGGUAAUAAAAAUCUUGAAUAAAG